CCAUACUUGUUUUGCACACGUCUCUACAACACAGGAAGCUAUUUCAGCUACGCACGCAGAAGAAAACGAAACUUUAGCUUCCCUGUGUUUGAUUCUGUCUGUGAGAAAACUCAGUGAAAUGGCAGAAGCCAGUAUUUCUGUGGCUCGGAAUCAAUUCAGCUGUUCAGUGUGUCUGGAUCUCCUGAAGGAGCCAGUGACCAUCCCCUGCGGACACAGUUACUGUAUGAACUGCAUUACUGACUGCUGGAAUCAAGAUGAGCAGAGGAGAGUUUACAGCUGCCCUCAGUGCAGACAGACCUUCACUCCAAGACCUGCUUUAGGUAAAAACACCAUGCUGGCUGAAGUGGUGGAGAAAGUGAAGAUGACAAAAGUCCAAAAAGUUGAUUCUGCUCCCAGUUAUGCUGGACCUGGAGAUGUGGAGUGUGAUGUUUGUACUGGAAUAAAAUAUAAAGCCAUCAAGUCGUGUCUGCUGUGUCUGGAAUCUUACUGUCAGACUCACUUUGAGCGCCAUGAGGCUUUUCGCACAAGUAAACGACACAAGAUAACUGAUGCCAGCGGACGAAUCCAGGAGAUGAUCUGCCCAAAACAUGAUAAACUGCUGGAGGUUUACUGUCGGACUGACCAGAAGAGUAUAUGCUUACUGUGUACAAUGGAUGAACACAAAAAUCAUGACACUGUAUCUUCUUCAUCUGAGAGAACAAGGAAACAGAAACAUUUGGGAAACAUGCAGAGAAAUCUGCAACAGACAAUCCAGGAGAGAGAGAAGAAGAUUCAAGAGCUGAAAGAGGCUGUGAAAACUCACAAGAGCUCCGCACAGACAGCAGUGGAUGACAGUGAGAGGACAUUUACUGAACUCAUCCAGUCCAUUGAGAGAAGACGAUCUGAGGUCACACAGAUGAUCAGAAAUCGAGAAAAGACUGAAGUGAGUCGAGCUGAAGGAAUCUUGAAGAAACUGGAGGAGGAGAUUGAAGAUAUGAAGAGGAGAAACACUGAGCUGGAGCAGCUUUCACACACUGAUGAUCACAUACAUUUCCUACAGAGAUUCCAGUCUCUCUCUGAACCCUUGGAAUCUACGGAUGUGUUCAAUUUUGCUGUCAGUUCUGACUCCCCUUAUGAAGACGUGAGCAAAUCUGUCUCUCAAAUGAAAGAACAAAUGGAAGAGUUCUGCACAAGGAAGACAGAAACCCUACAUAGUCAAGCAACACAGAUCAGUAUUAUUUACCAGAUUGAACCCAAGACCAGGAAGGACUUCCUACAAUAUUUCCAGCAGCUCUCUCUGGAUCCAAACACAGCCCAUAAACACCUCCGUCUGUCUGAUGGCAACAGAGUGGCGACUAAUACUGACAAAGUCCAGCGGUAUCCUGAUCAUCCCGACAGAUUUGACAACUUUUCUGGGGUGUUGUGUAGAGAGAGUGUGAGCGGACGCUGUUACUGGGAGGUAGAGUGGAGACCGAAUGAGGGUGAUUAUGGGAUGGGUGUAGCGCUCGCUUAUAAGAGCAUCAAGAGAAAGGCACAGAGAUAUAUUAGUGGAUUUGGAUGUAAUGAUCAGUCCUGGAGUUUGUUCUGCUCUAACUCCCGUUACACAUUUAGGCGCAAUGGCCAACAGAAGAAACUCCGUGUAUUUCCCAUCUCCUCUAGGAUAGGAGUGUAUGUGGAUCCCAAAGCAGGAAUUCUGUCCUUCUUCAGCGUCUCUGACACAAAAAUGAGCCUCAUCCUCAGAGUCCAGACAACAUUCACUGAACCACUCUACCCUGGGUUUUGGGUUUAUAAGUCAAAGGUGAAUCUGUGUCAUCUUAAAACAUUUCACCCAGACUGUGAUCAUUUUGACGAUUAGUGAAUGAUGCAUUCUUGUUUUCUAUUCAGUAUUAUAUUUAAACCACUGAAAUAGUAUGCUCAUAUCUUAUGUAAUUAAUAAAAACGAGAUCUAUCCAACAGUGUUUGUAAAGAGCGAGUCAUAGUGUAUGGUAAAAUGAUUGUAAUCUAGGGUUGUCACGAUACUGGAAUUCGGUACCAAUCAAUACUGAAAUUUUAAAAACGUCCAUUUCCCGCUAACAUUUGAGCACUGUUGAGCGUGUUCUUUAACGCUGCUGAUUUGUCGUUGUGUUUACGUGCUCAACAGAAAUGGCUGUGAUUGGCUGUAAAGGUAAUCAGUUCACUAAACUCACUGCUGUUUACUGAGUGUAAAAAUAGGUACAGAUAUGCUGGAAUGUUUCAAAGACACAAUUCAUCAGCGGAUCGCUCGUAUGUCAGCUUAUAGACAAAUUAUCUGGUAGACAUGACAUUCCAGUGUACUGUAUCUGUGGUUACACUCAAUAAACAGUUGUGAGUUCGGUGAACUGAUGACCUUCACAGCCAAUCACAGUCAUGUGUUUAGCAUGGACAAAUCAGAGCUGUUUAAAAACGCUCUCAAAUGUUCAGUGGAAAUGGACGUUUUUAAAAUUCCAGUAUUGGGACGACCCUAUUGUAAUCAUUACAGUUUUAUUUUAAAAUUGGUUUGGCAAAAAGAUAUUGGUAAAUUUUCAAACUGUUAGUACAUAUAUUACAACAGACCAUCAAUGGUGCCAUUUUAGUCAACAUUUCAGCAUAUUUUCAAUCGUGUUAGUACAAUACACAAUCAAAAAAUAUCCUUUCACUACACAGAAUGUGUGUAUUUUAUCUACAGACAUGUUUUAUUUACAGUAACUGCCAGUUACAGUAACUAUUACUAUCAAGCUUUUGAUUUGCAUAUUUUACUAUUCAGUGUAAUACAUGUUUCUAUCAUUGAAUUUAAUUAAUCUUAAUGUUCAUUCAUUCAUUUUCUUUUUAGCUUAGUCCCUUUAUAAUCAGGGGUUGCCACAGCGGAAUGAACCGCCAACUUAUCCAGCAUAGGUUUUACGCAGCAGAUGCCCUUCCAACUGCAACCCAUCAAUGGGAAACACUUAUAUACUCUCAUUUUAUUUAUUAUUGCCACAUCAGUAACUUAUGGCUAUUUCGUGGCAUAAAAUAUUACAGGAUAAAAACAAAUUCGUAUUACACUAAAAAAGUUACUUAGACAAAUAUAUAAAAUAUAAAUAUACAAUUCACAGUUUAUUCAAAGAAUCAACUAUAAUAAUAAUAAUAAUUAAAUAUGAUUUUUCAGUUAAAUUUUUGAUAAUAAUUUAAAACUACCUUUUUAAAAAUGUCCAUCAAAGUUCUCUCCCUAUAUAAAUGUUGUCUAAUGGAAUUUAAACUUCUACAUUCCAACAAAAUAUGUUUGAUGGGAAGAGCAGCCUGGCAGUAAUUACAUUUAGGUGAUUCUUCGUUAAUCAGUAAAUAUAAAUGUGUCAACCUAAAAUGUCCAAUUUGACAUCUGGUAUAGACCGUCUGAUCAUGCCUGGUCUCAAAAUUAUAAUCUGCUAAAUGUUUUUUAUUUAUAUUUGGGUUAACAUCAUGUAAUUUAUUAUUUAUGCAGUUUUCCCAUUCCCUUUGCCAUGUUUCGUUUGUGUACAAAUUGAUUGUGGGUUUCAUUAAAUAUUCUGUCAAAUUCAA
Messenger RNA from Danio rerio (zebrafish), 3507 nucleotides. Lineage: Eukaryota; Metazoa; Chordata; Actinopteri; Cypriniformes; Danionidae. The record is from RefSeq and is a predicted model, not a curated record.